AGUUUGCAUCCGGGUCCUACAACUAAUGUAUUUGUAUAGCAAAGCAGCCUUACCCCUCGUUUAAGGCUGACAGGAUCCUUUUCAAGCAAGCAAGGUUUUUCAAGCAAUUUUUCAUGCAGGGACUGUCCCUUUAAAUUUAAAGGGAGUGGAAACUUUCAACAUAUCCGGCUCUCUAAGUCGACUUUCCUGUUGGAGUUAAAUGGAGUUAGGUUUUACUUCUGGCAAUUGUUACGAGAAAAAGUUUAACUCUCGGGUCUAUUUGGAAACGUAUUAUGUUUCCCCCCUUGGUAAUACACAGGAGAAGGAAUUCCUGCCUUUCAUUCUGAAGAAUUUGGUAAAAGCCUUUUCCAGUGGUCCAAAAUUCCGCACACUGCUUGAAAUUGGAUGUGGUCCCUGUCUUCACUUAGCUCUCUGUGCCUUAGGGCACGCAGAGGAAAUUGUUUUGUCGGAUUUUGCUUCCAACAACCGUCAAGAGAUUCAGCUGUGGUUACAAAAUGAUCCAGGAGCUUUUGACUGGAGCCCAAUUGCAAAAUUUGUGUGUGAACUGGAAGGCAACAGGGAAAAAUGGGCAGAGAAAGAAAAGAAGCUGAGAGAUUCUGUCAAGCAAGUCUUGAAGUGUGAUGUGCAUCAAAGUAAUCCCCUGUGUCCAGUGGAAUUGGAACCUAUUGAUUGUCUGGUGACUUCCUUGUGCCUGGAGGCUGCCUGCAAGGAUAAAACAGCAUACUGCAGCGCUCUUAGAAAUGUAACCUCCCUGUUAAAACCAGGUGGGGUGCUCAUUAUGAUUAGCGAUUUGAAUGAGACAUAUUACACAGUUAAUGGACUGAAGUUUUCAUGUUUGAAAUUUGAUCAGGUCUUUUUAGAAAAUGCUUUGAAGGAGGCUGGUUAUGAGAUAGAUCAAUUUGAAAUUCUUGCUUUUCCUGGUGAUGAAAGAUCUGUAACAGACUGUGAGGCUUCAAGUUUCCUCGUUGCUCACAAGAUCAAGAAUACUUUGUGCUAAAUCAGUAUUACAGCUGUUGUAAAUCUAUGCAGUUCACAACCAACUAAAUGCGCAAAGAAUAAAAACACACUAUUAAAUCAAAUCAAAA
Molecule: messenger RNA, 1085 nt
Organism: Carcharodon carcharias (great white shark)
Lineage: Eukaryota; Metazoa; Chordata; Chondrichthyes; Lamniformes; Lamnidae
Product: nicotinamide N-methyltransferase-like
Exons: 3
Coding region: 200-997 (265 amino acids)
Cellular component (GO): cytosol
Molecular function (GO): N-methyltransferase activity
Source: RefSeq, a predicted model, not a curated record